This is a messenger RNA of Erythranthe guttata (spotted monkey flower), 612 nucleotides long. Lineage: Eukaryota; Viridiplantae; Streptophyta; Magnoliopsida; Lamiales; Phrymaceae. The record is from RefSeq and is a predicted model, not a curated record.
AUGAAAAACUCGAAGAUUUUUCUGAUCACGCUGAUUUUAGCCCUAAUUUUGGGAUUUGGCUCUUACGAUUCGAAUGCCAGAUCUCUGGGGAUGAAGAAAGAGGAGGCGCAAAGCGCCGGGAAAUCAUCUCUACAGGGGGAGAAACGCAGCGGACCGUCGACACCGAAAGAGCCGCCGCGCAGCGUAGAUUGGGAGAAGCGGAGCGGACCGUCGACACCGAAAGAGCCGCCGAGCAGUGUAGAUUGGGGGAAGCGGAGCGGACCGUCGACACCUAAGGAACCGCCGAGCAGUGUAGAAUGGGAGAAGCGGAGUGGACCGUCGACACCGAAAGAGCCGCCGAGCAGUGUAGAUUGGGAGAAGCGGAGCGGACCGUCGACACCUAAGGAACCGCCGAGCAGUGUAGAAUGGGAGAAGCGUAGUGGACCGUCGACACCGAAAGAGCCGCCGAGCAGCGUAGAUUGGGAGAAGCGGAGCGGACCGUCGACACCUAAGGAACCGCCGAGCAGUGUAGAAUGGGAGAAGCGUAGUGGACCGUCGAUCCCGAAAGAACCGCCGCACAGCGUUAAAAGGGAGGCUCUUCCGCCACCUCCGCCGCCGAUUCCAAGUUUAUAA